This is a messenger RNA of Salvelinus namaycush (lake trout), 4114 nucleotides long. RefSeq names its product serine/threonine-protein kinase 38-like. Gene Ontology annotation, biological process: intracellular signal transduction; peptidyl-serine phosphorylation. The record is from RefSeq and is a predicted model, not a curated record. Bases 474 to 1889 code for a protein of 471 amino acids. Gene Ontology annotation, molecular function: ATP binding; protein serine/threonine kinase activity. NCBI's taxonomy places the organism in Eukaryota, Metazoa, Chordata, Actinopteri, Salmoniformes, Salmonidae. The transcript is spliced from 13 exons.
GUUUGUUCCUAAAAUACUUCAGCGUUGUAGGUGUCAAGUUUAUCGGCAUGUUUGCAGCAGUAUGUACACGGGGAAGAGUCCAAGAUGUGAGCAUGAUACGAAGGAAUGUGUAGUUUCGGUGGAGAAAGUUGUGUCUUAGUUGUGGGGCUGCCCAUGGGGCUGGAGAUCAGAGGUGUCCGGUGAAAGAAAGGCAUGUUGAGGUUGCUAGGGUCAGGUAGUACAGAAAGUGUCGUAUGCUGAAGCAGUGUAGAGAGAGGUAGAGGAAGAUGGGUACAGGGUGAGGAUUCACUGUGAGUAGGCAGAGACUAAAAGAGAGAGUGACCGGAAGAAGAAGCGGUGUGGCAAAUCUCAAAUCGUUGCGCUUCGCCUUGUUGGCCACCAAGCGUCAUGAUGAGUUUAAAGCGAAAGGGAAACACAGGGUUGAGCCACACACAGCCGAGCAGAGAGAGAGAGUCGUUCCUGCGAAGGUAACCAUGGCAAUGAUGGGCCAGAGUUCCUGCUCCUCGAUGAGUAACCACACCAAGGAGCGCGUGACCAUGGCCAAAGUAACCCUGGAGAACUUCUACAGCAACCUUAUCGCCCAACACGAGGAGAGAGAGAUGAGGCAGCAGAAGUUGGAAAAGGUGAUGGACCAAGAGGGCUUGGUUGAUGAAGAGAAGUGUAUCCGGCGUUCUCAGCACGCCAGGAAAGAGACAGACUUCCUGCGUCUCAAACGAACCCGCCUGGGCCUGGAGGACUUUGAGUCCCUCAAGGUGAUUGGCCGAGGAGCUUUUGGAGAGGUGCGUCUGGUGCAGAAAAAGGACACAGGCCAUGUGUACGCUAUGAAGAUCCUCCGUAAGGCUGACAUGCUGGAGAAGGAACAGGUGGGUCACAUCCGUGCCGAGCGAGACAUUCUGGUGGAGGCAGACAGCCUGUGGGUGGUCAAGAUGUUCUAUAGCUUCCAGGACAAGAUGAACCUCUACCUCAUCAUGGAGUUCCUGCCUGGCGGUGACAUGAUGACCCUGCUCAUGAAGAAGGAUACUCUGACUGAGGAGGCCACUCAGUUCUACAUCGCUGAGACAGUGAUAGCCAUUGACUCCAUCCACCAACUAGGCUUCAUCCACAGAGACAUCAAACCUGACAACCUGCUACUAGACUCCAGGGGCCAUGUGAAGCUGUCUGACUUUGGUUUAUGCACGGGUCUGAAGAGGGCCCAUCGUACAGAGUUCUACAAGAACCUCAACCACAGCCUCCCCAGUGACUUCAGUAAGCAAACAUUCAAUAACAUGAACUCAAAGAGGAAAGCAGAGACAUGGAAGAGGAACAGGAGACAGCUGGCCUUCUCUACUGUGGGCACCCCUGACUACAUCGCCCCAGAAGUCUUCAUGCAGAACGGAUACAACAAGCUCUGUGAUUGGUGGAGCCUGGGAGUCAUCAUGUAUGAGAUGCUGAUAGGCUAUCCCCCGUUCUGCUCGGAGACCCCCCAGGAGACCUACAGGAAGGUGAUGAACUGGCGGGAAACACUGACCUUUCCCCCGGAAGUGCCCAUCUCCGAGAAGGCCAAGGACCUCAUCCUCAGGUUUUGCUGCGAAGAGGAGCACAGGAUUGGAGCGACGGGGGUGGAGGACAUCAAGGGCAACGCCUUCUUCGAAGGGGUGGACUACGACCACAUCAGAGAGAGGCCCGCUGCCAUUCCCAUCCAGAUCAAAAGCAUCGACGACACGUCCAACUUUGACGAGUUCCCAGACUCCGAUAUCCUCCAGCCAACAGCUGCCCCUGUGGUGUCUAACCAUUCUGAGGCAGACCUGAAGAACAAGGACUGGGUCUUCAUCAACUAUACCUACAAGCGCUUCGAGGGCCUCACAGCCCGAGGGACCAUCCCCUCCUACAUGAAGACAGGGAAGAGAUGAAUAAUUUCUUUGUUCACUCACUCUACCUGCCCCUCAGACUGGCAUUCAAAAGGAAUACACCAUGGAGCCCAGCGACCACUCCUCUAGCUCCAAACUCCAAAAGAAACUAAAUUAGCCUUGUUUUGGGCCCUUCCUGCUGAAGGGACGUUCCUCCUUCCCUUGCAUGGGACUUGUUGAAGGGCUCUGUGUAGAGAAGUGUGGCCUACUCCAACUCUAGUCUGUGUCGAUCUAAAAAAAAAAAAAAGCCAGUAUAGUGCUGGAAGAUAUGGAUGGUGUUCCCAUUACACUGUCUGCAAGCUCAAUUCUUCAUGGCAUAAUUGUUUUUCUACAUGGAAACUCACAUGCUGUUCCACCCCAGUAUUGAAUUUCCCAUAGCUUUCUUAAAAGUGGGAUCCACCGAAGAGCAGUCUUGGAGAUGUUAUUGCCUUAGUUUGGGGAACAUCUCUCAUAGAUCUCCACUAGCAUCGGUCCAACUCGGCCAAGACUGAUUCUCUAUGCUUCAUUAUUCCACAGGAACGAACCAAGAUACCAGCAUAACCGGUCACCCUAGGGGCCAGAGCCCGUUGUCACACCAGCGGACCACACUCAACCGGCUAUACCCGCAUUCCCCCCCCCCCCCCCCCCCCCCCGUCAUAAACGGGCUUUGAAGUCUUAGCAGAGCGGCCAAUUAUCAAGGGACUGGGAUCCAAUAUGUCUCGCUUUUCUGUCAAAGGGCUAGCUUUACUCUCUUCAGUCCUUUUUCAACGAGAGAAAAAUGUUGCUCCACACAAUUGAAUUCUCCAUCUUUAGAAAUGAGUUCCCCCUAUUAAAAUCAUUAGAAAUGGAGUGUCAUUUGAUGGGAACUAAUGAGUUUUUAGUGAGCUCUCUGAAGCAUCUUGGGUGCUUGUGCUUCCGACAGGUUGCCUGUUGCAACAAGACAACUCUUAACCAAAGACGCUGAGAUUAUUAUUUUAGGGUUUCAAUGUAAUUGCUUUGUCCCCAUGUAAUUGUCACUUCAAUACCAUCAAUGGUAGAGCUGUUUUUAUACAUGGAUUUAUGCAAGUGUUUAUAGCAAUAGAAUCACCUCUGGAAUAUGAUUCCAUUUGAAAUGGAACUACACCUCCCAGAAGCCCACUUGUUUAGAUUCAUUCUUGAUUUGACAAUCAUCCACUUUUGAAGGGUAGCAUUCAUGCUGUCCUGAGUUUAUUAUUCGCCAAUAAUCUGUUAUAGCUCUAACUUUUUCUGGAUAUGCAUGUCCUUUAGCUAGAGCGCACAGUCAAAUGCAAAACUUUGCGCCUACCGACCAUUUCUUUGGUUUACUUUUCAAUGGACCUUUUGUGGUAGGGGAGCUAGAAGUAAGGCCAAGACAUCAAUCUUCUGUUUGUUCUCUCGUUCAUUUUUUUUUACUUCCUGACCAUUGGUCUGUAGGGGCUUGGUAGGUGAGGUGGCAGGCAGCGCAAGUUGGUUCAGUGGAGCUGGAAGGAACGGGGAAUAGAAAAGGAGCACCUUUUUAGAUUGAGUGACACUCAGGGUCUGUAUACUCUGACCCCAGGUUUGGAUCAUUCACGUCACCUUUCACUUCCUGUCUUGUCUAUAGUUUCCUCUUGCUGUCGCUUGUUUUUUUUUCUUAGCAACUGAGCUUUGAGUAACAUUUUAAACAUUGCAUUUGUCUGAAGUUUUGUCAAGGAUAUGUCACCUGGAAGUUCCUUACUUUUCAAGAGGUGUGAGGGAGAAACUCUGACCUUAACUCUACCCAGGGCUAUAUGUGACUGUCCUUAAAACAAAAUCCCAAAUGCUGUGUCAUUUGAAUUGAAUGUAAUCCCAAGGUGUAGUGGCAGAUUAAUUUCAUGCCAUGUUAAUUCCAAAAUGCUGAAUGUAGCCAAAGCCACCAUUUAGUGGUAGGUUUCUGUCACACAGGGAAGAUGUCAUCUGGUCUUUUCUUAAAUCCCUGUAUGGUGUUCUGGGUAGUUUAGAGUACUUGCUGAAAUUGAAUAGCCAGAUUAUAAUUUAUUUUUUACAACUGAGCGACAGCUGGUUUGAGACUGGUCUCUAACAUUUUACUGAUGCUUGAUGUCCAAAUGAUUCUGUAAUGCUGGGUUUAAAAACUAUUUGGGCGGAUGAGGUGGGAAAGUGCAUAUGAGUUUUUAAAUAAUUGUAUUAAUUUAUGCUGCUUGGUGUGUGUGUGAUUUGCUUGUCUUCAGAGGAAUGGUUGAUAUGCUCAGUAAAAAUGAUGUUUGAUUAACCCA